Molecule: messenger RNA, 5053 nt
Organism: Sebastes umbrosus (honeycomb rockfish)
Lineage: Eukaryota; Metazoa; Chordata; Actinopteri; Perciformes; Sebastidae
Gene: arhgap45b
Product: Rho GTPase activating protein 45b
Exons: 24
Coding region: 786-4574 (1262 amino acids)
Biological process (GO): signal transduction; activation of GTPase activity
Cellular component (GO): membrane
Molecular function (GO): GTPase activator activity
Source: RefSeq, a predicted model, not a curated record
CUGACCUUCAGGCUGCACAGACAGGGCUCUGGACCAGGGUGAUAGUGUGUGUGUGCAUGUGUGUGGAGACAGGUAUACGUUUUGUUUAAGCUUUAAUGGCUGGUGUGGAACUACUUUGACUCAUAUAGGAAGUAGAUCUUUUGUGUGUGAGUGAGUGUGAGGUCAGUGUCAAAAAGUUGCCUUGUGCUUGUGAGUAGAAGAGCAUCACUUCUGGUUUCUGCUGCCUGACUGACACACAGUCUGCUGCUCAGUCUGCUGGGUGACUGAUGACCUUCAGCUGGAGCUGGUGGAGACAGGCUGCACAGACUAGGGCUCUGGACCAGGGUGAUAGUGUGUGUGUGUGUGUGUGCAUGUGUGUGGAGAUAGAUAUAAGUUUUGUUUAAGCAUUAAUGACUGUGGGCGAAACUACUUUGACUCAUAGGAAGUAGAUCUUUUGUGCGAGUGUGAGAUCAGUUUCAAAAAGUUGCCUUGUGCUUUAGUUAGAAUGGGGAUAGCAGAGCUGUAAGGGUGGAAGGAAGGAGCAUGCUGAAACCGUUGCUCUACGAGUACGAGAGUUAAGAAAGCUGAGGCGAAAGGCAAGGACAGGCUGAACAGACAGGGCUCUGGACCAGGGUGAUAGUGUGUGUGUGUGAGUCAGUGUUUAAGCAUUAAUGACUGGUGUGAAGCUACUUUGACUCAUAGGAAGUAGAUCUUCUGUGUUUUUGUGUGAGUGAGUGAGAUCAGUUUCAAAAGUUGCCUUGUGCUUUAGUUAGAAUGGGGACAGUAGAGCUGUAAAGGUGGAAAGAAUGAGCCUGCUGAAACGUGGUAGCAAAAGCAGCUACAACCCUUACUCUACGAGUACGAGAGUUAAGAAAGAUGAGGCCAAAGGCAAGGACAGGCUGGACAUACUGCCAAACAAGCACAGCAUAUGGCUUAAGCAGCUGUCCAUCCUUCAGGAGCAGCCUCGGAAAGAUGCAGGCGAUGCCACCCUCUCGUCUUCGCCCUCGUCCUCCUACUCCUCGUCUUCAACUCUGACCCCGACCUCCGCCGGGCACUUGGACCCGUCCCUGUCCUGCCCGGGCACCCCCAGCCCUCAACACUGCAAGCUGGCGGGGAUGCAAGGAGUGGGCUGCCCAUCUCCUGUGGGCACCCUGAAGAGACCGACUGCCCUCAGCAGACACGCCAGCGCUGCAGGUUUCCCGCUGCAGUCGUGGGUGUUCACUAAAGGCCAUGGAAAAGGGGCCUUGACCCCGACUACCCCGACUGACGUUCAGGAGAGCACGGCCAUCGAGGUUGAGGACAUCCCGGCCCUGCUGAGGGACGUGGCGCGCUUCGCAGAGGCUGUGGAGAAACUGAAGGAUGUCGUGCUGGCUGAAGGUAAGAAGGAGAAUCAGCGGCCCGUGGCUCACGAGUGUUUGGGGGAGGUCCUACGGGUGCUGCGUCAGGUCAUCAACACCUACCCUCUGCUCAACACCGUGGAGAUCCUCACUGCUGCCGGCAAGCUCAUAUCCAAGGUCAAAGGUUUCCACUAUGAGGCUUGUAAUGAGGCCGAUAAAAAGGACUUUGAGAAGGCGAUUGAAACCAUUGCAGUUGCUUUUAGCAGCAAUGUGUCUGAACUGCUGAUGGGAGAGGUGGACAGCAGCACGUUGCUCUCUCUGCUGCCCACUGAGAGGAGCAGGUCGAUGGAGAACUUGUAUGCUGCCACAGGUCAGGGAGCAGACGGGGGACAGUUAAGGAGCGACCUGCAGGACAUGGGCAGAGCUGAGGAAGUGAAUGUGAUCCUCCAGGACAGCGAGGGAGGGGUGGACUCCGCUCUGCUCUAUGCCAAAACCAUUUCCAAGUACAUGAAGGACCUGAUGAGCUACGUGGAGAAGAGAACUUCACUGGAGACUGAGUUCUCCAAAGGCCUCCAGAGAUUGUACCAGUCCUGCAAACACAGCAUAACACAUCCCCAAAUGCCCCUCUUCUCCAUCUACUCUCUGGCUCUGGAGCAGGACCAGGAGCAGAGUGUGGGGCUGCAGCAGGCCAACACCACCCUGCACAACCAGACCUUCAUCCAGCCUCUGAUGCAGCGUAAACAUGACCAUGAAAAGAGACGGAAGGAGAUCAAGGAGCACUGGAUUCGGGCUAAGAGAAAACUGAUGGAGUGUGAGGUGAACCUGCGGAAAGCCAAGCAAACCUACAUGGCCCGCUGCGAAGAAUACGAGAAGGCCAAAACGGCAGCCUGUCGAGCUGAGGAAGAAGGAGGAGGAUCGACAGCAAAGUCUGUGGAGAAGAAGAAACGAUCAGAGGAAGAGGCUCGCAACAAGUCAGACGAGGCGGAGGCCACCUACCGGACAUGUAUAGCAGAUGCCACCACCCAGCAGCAGGAGCUGGAGCACACAAAGGUCACAGUGCUGAGACAACUGCACGACAUCAUCAAACAGAGCGACCAGACCCUCCGCUCGGCCACUAUCUCGUACUACCAGCUCAUGCACAUGCAGACGGUAGCCUUGCCGGUCCACUACCAGACUCUGUGUGAGAGCAGUAAGCUGUAUGACCCAGGCCAGCAGUACGCUGCCCACGUACGAGAACUGCAGCUGCCAGGGCAGCCGGCUGUUGACUACACAUUUGAGAACUACUCUCCCUCCAGCUCAUCGUCACACCAUGGCCACAGACCAAGGAACGACAGUUUCAACACAGAGCAGUCGAGCCACACAGACAGUCCUACCAGCAGUGUGGAUACAGCAGCUGGAGAACACAGAGACACAGAGGCUCACCGCAAGAGGCUGGGCCACAAGUCGUGGGGUUCAACAGUGAGCGACGACAGUGUCGUAGGAGAGGGAGGCCUAGAGUCUCCUACUGCCAGCUCAAGUGACAUCAGUAAAAUUGUUCGGACAUCAUCCACUGGAACAAUGUCGUCCAAUGAGGACGCAGAUGACAAAGACGGGAAUGUGACCUCAUUUGAAGCGCCAAACAUGAACGGCAUGGAUCCUGAUGUGGUGGUGUCCACCAGACCUUUCCGUAACGUUGGCCUGUCUAAAGCAGCCCUGACCCACCGACUGAGGAAGCUACGGACUCCUUCAAAGUGCCGCGAGUGUGACAGCUACGUUUACUUCCAGGGGGCCGAGUGCGAAGAGUGUUUCCUGGCGUGUCACAAGCGCUGUCUGGAGACUCUGGCCAUCCAAUGCGGCCAUAAGAAGCUGCAGGGCCGUCUGCAGCUGUUCGGCAGGGACUUCUCUCAGGUAGCCAGCUGUGCCAGUGACGGCAUCCCCUUCAUCAUCACCAAGUGUAUCUCCGAGAUAGAGCGACGGGCGCUCAAGAUGAAGGGCAUCUACAGGGUGAACGGGGUCAAGACUCGUGUGGAGAAGCUGUGUCAGGCUUUUGAGAACGGCAAGGAGCUGGUAGAGCUGUCCCAGUGUUCACCACAUGACAUUAGCAACGCCCUCAAGCUUUACCUCAGACAGCUGCCAGAGCCCAUCAUGCUGUUCCGCCUGUACAACCGUCUGAUGGGUUUGGCGAAGGAGAGUCUGCAGGGUGACGCAGACACACCAGAGGGAGAGGAGGCCGAGUCGAACAGUAGCAUCCCAGGCAUGGGCAAGGGGCGGGAGCUGGUGGAUCUGGGCCCUGAUAGCGACCCAGAGGUCCUGGUCCUGGUGGACAAGCUGAAAGAGCUUCUGAAGGACCUGCCCAAGGCUAACAUGUAUACGCUGCGCUACAUUAUUCGCCACCUCCGGAGGAUUGCAGAGCUAGAGGAAGACAACAAGAUGAGUCCCAGUAACUUGGGUAUUGUGUUUGGUCCCUCCCUGAUGCGUCCCCGUCCGACCGGGGCCACGAUAUCCCUGUCCUCUCUGGUUGAUUACCCCCACCAGGCCCGCAUCGUGGAGACCCUCAUAGUCUUCUAUUCAACCAUCUUCCAGUCCAAAACCUCUCAGACCCACAAAACCAGUCGCUCUGCUUCCGUCUCCACUCAGCAGGAUAGUACUGCAGAUGAUAAGAUAGAGAGCUCUGCUGAUGGUGAGGAGGACGGAGGCAGAGAGGAGCCAAAUAAACCAGAAUCUGACAAGAUGGAGGAGGGAUGUGGAAGUUCUUUGGGGUCGCUGGGGUCUAGCGAGCAGCUCCCCGACUCCGACUCAGAGUUGGACGAGAGCGGUCAGAGGACUGCACACUCCCGCAGCCUGGAGAAGCAGGAGAGUGAGGUGAGCAUGGACGAGAGCGGUCAGAGGACUGCACAUACCCGCAGCCUGGAGAAGCAGGAGAGUGAGGUGAGCAUGGACGAUGACCAUCUGAGCUACAGGGACAGCCUGGACCUGUCCAGUCAGUCUGCAACCCAAACCGACCCGGAACAAGAAGCUGAUCAGGACCACGACGACAACCCCGACGACAACCCCGACGGAGCAGAGCCCCCCGCACUGCCAGACAGCGGGCCCCCAGAUGACGAAGCAGGGGCAGAGCAGGACCUGAGCACCUCUCUGGCCGAGCUCAAUGUGAACCAGUCCAACAACAACUACCCGUGCUCCCCCGUAUUAAGCUUGUCGGGGCAUCCACUGGCGCGUCUGUGUGGAAAGAAAUUACCCCUGACCAGAAACAGGGACAGUGAGCCUGAGUUUGUCUGAUAUAAUUAUUGAAAUCAUUGUGUGUGUGUGUGGAGUCUGUUAGUUUGAGUUGACUGACAGGAUGAUUGUUUUUUAUUCAUUAAAAUCCAGCAAAACCUGCACCUGAGAGGGCUAUUGUAUUGUGUAUAUCUUGAUUUAUUUUUUAAUGUGUUUGCAACUGUAAUGAUCUAUCCUGGCAGUGAAUCCUCUGCACGCUAAAUGCUGUUUGAUACAAUUUACUCCCGUCAUUUCAAGAGGUUUUGACUCCAAUGAUUUAAAAGUAUUUUUUUCAGUUUGUAUUUUCAAGUGUUUUACUUGUUGUUCUUGCAAGCUUGAGCAAAGGUGGGUAGCAAGCCGCAUCAGAAUGUGCAAAACAAAUUUAAAGUGCUGCUGGUUUUAUUUCAGCACUAAAAUUUUAAAAAUAAAUUUAGCAGUCUCUUAUAAAUGUUGCCUGUAUUUGCCUUGAUGUUUGGUCUAUUUUAAUAAACAUUUUAUUUUAA